Rhipicephalus microplus (southern cattle tick) is the source of this 4913-nucleotide messenger RNA. Its product is annotated as SATB1_N and homeodomain domain-containing protein dve. Gene Ontology annotation, biological process: chromatin remodeling; regulation of transcription by RNA polymerase II. Lineage: Eukaryota; Metazoa; Arthropoda; Arachnida; Ixodida; Ixodidae. Gene Ontology annotation, molecular function: RNA polymerase II cis-regulatory region sequence-specific DNA binding; DNA-binding transcription factor activity, RNA polymerase II-specific. The record is from RefSeq and is a predicted model, not a curated record.
AACAUGUCGGCUUGAGGCAGGAGUGGCGUUGUGUCAGAGAACUCAUAUUUGCUCAGAAUGGACUUCCAGUCGGCCAUGGAAACUUUUGCAGAAGCAUGGGUCGCUGCUAACACACAGACGCCACUCACAGAAGCCGCGGAAGCACAGAGCCUGGCAGGAGUUCCCCCGAGUGUUGGUGUGGCUCCUCCUCCGACGGGCGGCGGAACAGCAACCAGCACAGGAGGCGGGGCGUCCGGGGUCGGGGGUCAGCCCGGUGCGCCCAGAGCUGCCCCCUCUUCGCCCCCGCCUUCGUCCCUGGCUGCUCAAUGCUCACCCGAGGAGCAGGACCGCAGCAGCAGCAGCUGUGAGGCCGUGGCACCCACCAGGCCACCCCCUAACGUGCUGGCUGGCAAGACGCUGCCGGUGCACUGCGUGGUCGAGCGCGUGCCGAGCCCGCAGACGGACAGCCAGCAGCCCUCCGUCGAGGUGGACAGCUACGCCAUCGUGCCCAGCGCCGCCCUGUUCGUCGACCUGGUGCGGACGGCCCUCACGAAGCUCGGCUAUUCGCCCUCCGAGGCCAUCUGCGCCAAAGGUGUGGUGCAGAUCAAGAACUGGAAGCCCCUGUCGUUCGACCAGAUCACCGAGCUUCCAGAGGCCACCGUGGGAGACAUGCUCAGCGACCUGGUGCAGGUGGCCACGCUCAGGAUACGCCUCUACAGCCGGCCCAAGCCCAACGUGGUGAACGACGUGAAGGAGAAGCUCCUUCAGGUGCUGCUGGCUCAGUCGCACUCGCUGCUGCUGAGUUCUGGCUGCCCCAUCGACCAGACUACGCUGGCGGCUCUGACCAAGGGCAAGGCCGAGUGGGAAAUCUCCGAGGACACGCGCAAGAAAUUCGACCAGUGGUAUCUGCACCAGGUGUUCCAGCACUGUCGCCAGGUGGCACUUCUGCAGCACCAGCUCCAGCAGCAGCAACUUCAGCAACAGCAGAAGCAUGCCUCUGUGGCCGUGCCGCCGCCUCCCCGGCUUCUGCAGCUGAGCCUGUCCCAGCCGCCCCUGCAAACGCCGCAGCCCCCGCCGUCUUCUUCCUCUUCUUCGUCCAUCGCUGCUCAACCCGUUAGCUUAAUCACGACGCCGUCGCCGGCUGGAGCAUUGCCAGGGAUGCAGCAGUCGCAGCAACCGCCGCAGACUCAGCACCCAGUGUGCCUGCAGCAGUCCCUGACCUCCGGUGGCGGCAGUUCCUCGUCGCGGACGCGCAUCCGCACAUCCUUCGACCCGGAGCUCGAGCUGCCCAAGCUGCACCGUUGGUUCGCGGAGAACCAGCACCCGUCGAGGCUAACCAUCCAGCAGUAUGUGCGCGAGCUGAACUCGCUGGACUCGCGGCGCGGACGCAAGCCCCUCGACGUGAACAACGUUGUGUACUGGUUCAAGAACGCGCGGGCGGCGCACAAGCGGGCCGAGCUCAAGCUCUUCUCCGGCGUCUCCUCCGGCUCGCUGGGCAGCGCCCUGGGCGACGGCGGCCCGGCGUCUUCGGCGCUGAGCAACGGCUUCCUGCCUCCGCUGCGAAGCCCUGCCUGGGACUGCGGACUCGACUCAACGCAGGACUCGGAAGACGGCUUCCGCCAGCACAGGAACAGCAACGGCUUCUCCUCGUCCAUGGCGGCGCUCGGCGGAGCCGCCAUGAUGAUGCAGGAGGACUCUUUCGAAGACGACGACGACUCGCCGCCACCGAGUCCCGAGGCGACGCUGGACCUUUCGGUGCGUGGCCGCAACGGGGACCUGGUCAAGGAGGAGCCCCGGGACUCGCAAGGAAGCAGCGACAUGGAAGAGGACGAAGGCGGUGGGGGCGGAGGAAUUGCGGGCGGCGGCGACGAUACUCCCCAGGACAGCGACGACGACGAAGCGCGGUGCCACAGCGGCGCGACGACGGCGUCUUCGGGGGUGACGUCAGGGUCGUGCGCCGCGGCUCGCGUCGACUCUCCGGGUGGGCUCCGCGACGAGCGGCGCAAAAGAAACCGGACCUUCAUCGACCCGGUGACCGAAGUGCCGCGCCUGGAGCGCUGGUUCGCGCUCAACACGCACCCGUCGCACGCGCAGAUCGUGCGUCACACGGACGAGCUGAACAGUGCGCCGUACCGGAAGCGGUUCCCGCGGCUCGAGCCCCGCAACGUGCAGUUCUGGUUCAAGAACCGCCGGGCCAAGUGCAAGCGCCUCGCCACCGCUCAGCCACAGCGGCCUUCCUCCGCAUCGCCGGGCCCCAAGUCGGCGGCGGUGGGAGGAGGGUCCGGUGGUGGUGGCGACGUCGCUGCUUCUUCGGCGAGUGCGGCGAGCUCGCCUCGGGACAUGGGUGUCCGGUCGCCGCCGCCACAGCAGUCGUUGGUGUUUUCGUCAUCAGUGCACAUCUCGAAACGUAACGGCGUGCACUUUCGCUCGAUCUUGACCCACGCUCAUCCACGCACUCGCAGCAUUCCCUCAAACCCCGAAUUGUGGACCAUGGACAGCGUCAAGACGGCCGUCAUCCAGCUGCUCAGAGAGAUGUCGCAGUCCAAGCUCGCCAAGAUUUGCCCUCUCAAGCAGUCCCUGCUCUCUACGAUCGUGAACAACAAGUUCACGGGAAAGCUGGGUGCCGAGAAGUGCAAGGAAUUUGGCACUUGGUUCAUGCAGUACAGACAGUCGUCGCCAGCAUCGGCGAUGGCGUUUCUGGACGAGGACAGGCCUCCUCAAGACGGCCGCAUGACGUUCCACUCGAUCACGGAGCUCCCGCGCAUGCGGGAUUGGUUCCGCCAGUGUCCGCACCCGACCAACCUUCAGCUGCAAGACUUUGCCAAUCAACUCAACAGUGAAUCUCUGCGCUUGCGAAACAAACCCAAGGUCACGGUAAAUUGCCUCAAGAACUGGUGGAAAAACGAGCGCCAGCGGGAGCGUCGCACCAGCAAACGCCGCUCUCCGGGUGGCGUCGAUGAUGAUUCAAAUCCCGGAAACUCUGCCAGCUCCAGUUCGACACAUUGCCCCGUGCCCAUCAAGAUUGCUGCCGCCGUCACCACCGCCAGCACCGCCAGCACCACAGCAACGGCCUGCAUCAUCCACCAACACCGGAGCCCAUCGUCACCACCGGCACAUUCGCCGUCUCCUCAGCCAUCACAGCAACAAGUUACGCGACCGUCGGCACCGAGCUUCUCCAGCACCCCACACAAUCGUCCCCAGCACCCGGUCGUUACCUUGGCUACGCACGACUACGGAGCCAGGGCUGCUGCUGCCAUGAUGCCCCUGCGCCAUCUCCACCACUUGCACCACCACCACCACCAUCCUCGCUUUGUGCCGGCGAGCAGCGGGGGAGUGGUACCAGCUGCCUCGUCGUCACCGGGCGACUUGGUGGUGGCACUGUCUACCACAUCCCCGUCUUGACGCUACCUCAUCAAUGUCGGCGGGCGCCAUUUCUUCCCCCUCCCCACUACAAUGGCGCCCGGUUCCUUUCGCCUGCCCCCGGGGGAAUCCCCACCCUAUCCACCCUCGCCCCCGCUGCGUGUGCGAACGGAAAAUGCGAAAACCGACGAUGGAUGACACAAGCUUUAUGUUCGACCUUACGAGCGAGGACUUGUUCGAAAGUGGUCGUCACCCAUUCACGGGCGUUCUUGGAAGGCACAACUGAGAACCUGUAGUGUGAGUCUGUGUUUUAAUGGACGAAACAAUGUGUGUGCUUUGGUCGGACAUCUUCAAAGAGAGUUGUCGCUCUAGUGGUUCGUGAAGAUUGGGUGUUAAAAAAGACUCGCAUUAUGUGGCAAGCAAGUGAGAACUUUAGUAUGUCCUGAGUGCCAGUUUCGAGCAAGGAAGCCUGCAGCUAGUGUGCAGUGGCCUUUUUCCACAGUCCCUCUAUAUUUAUUGUACCUAAGUCAUUGUGCAGCACCCACAUUUAUUCCACGGUGUAGUGCAUUCUGUUUGUGCGUUAUAGAAAUGUCGUCCACCGUGCAACUCUAAGCAAAUAGAGUCAUGAAGUGUGAGCCUGUGGUAGCCAACGUUGCAAUGUUCUAGAUGCGAGCUAUUUCCAGCUGGAAGCUGCAUAGUGUAUAUAUUUUUUUUUUCUUUCCCAAUAAUGUCUUCAUUUUAAGGCUUUGUCUUGCUUUGUUCAGCCAUUUCAAAUUGGACAUCUUCACUUGAGAUUUUGUCAUGCUUUGUUUUGUGGAAUGAGCUAAUGUGUCAGGAAUACUGGCUGGAAGCAUUUGCAAAGUAGUGGCAUUGUUUCGCAUAAUCAUUGUAUCAUUAUGCAUGGAGUGUGUAUGAUCGAAUCGUGCCAAAGAAAGACUUGUUCAUCGUUAGACUUGGUGUCUGGAGGUGUUCAGAUUGUUACUGUUGCAUAAUGUUGUAGCAUUUUGAUUUUGCUGAGCAUAGACAUAAUUGAAAAAAUGUAAAGUUCGUUGUGAUCAUUUUUUUUGCUUGUCAGAGUAUGAUCUCUCUAAAACUGAUGAGCAUUGUGGCCAAGUCACUUUUCAUGCUAUGUCUGUGCAAUAUAUAUGGCUAAAACAUGGCAUAACAUUUCAGACAUAAUAAGGUAUCACUGGCUGAUACUUAGCUUUAGCUUAUGGCUAUGCACUAUUAUUUUUUUUUGUAUCCUUCGUACUCAUUUCAAAUGGUUGUGACAAACAAAUGAAAUCCACCUUUUCAGAUCACAUUGUUUUUUCUCAUUGCUGAUAAUUCCACUGCAGUGGACCAUAAUACACUGAGCAUUUUCUCAACACCAAAGGACAGAAAAAAAGAGCACUUUUCCGAAGGUAUUUAAAAUCAUUGUUUACUUUAGUCACUUUUUCAAGUUGUAAAGAUAUGCCAGCAUGUAUAUACCUAUUACUUUUCAAAUAUUACAAGACAUUUGCAAGAUUCCAUUGUUUUUUGCUUUAUAAACAAAGAUACUUGUGUGUCAAUCAAAUAAAAGUGUUCUGUACACA